Messenger RNA from Seminavis robusta, 942 nucleotides. The record is from the annotation of a GenBank genome assembly. Lineage: Eukaryota; Bacillariophyta; Bacillariophyceae; Naviculales; Naviculaceae.
GACGAAGGACAAAGAACAUCCCUAUCCCUGAUGAAGAUUCUUUCCCGUCACUUCUGCCUUCCACUUCUCGCUACGACUGUACCAUCCGACCAUGACAGCUGAACAUAUUACUCGCCGUUGUAGUGGACUGCCUUUACUGCUAUCGCUCCCUUUGUCGGUCUUGAUGGCAGCAACGCUAAUAGGAAGACUUCCAAAAGCUUGCACUGCUCUACUCUUACAAAAUAGAUUUCCUCCUUCCGUCGCUAGAUCAUCAUCUCGAAAGAAAGGAUACCCCUGCUUGUUGGUCCGAACCAUGGCCUCCUCAUCCAAUGAAUCCUCCGACAAAAAGCUUAACUUUGGACCCUGGCUCAUCUCCAAAGAACACGUCUUUCACACUUCGUCCUUAUCGGCUGCGUUUGUCAAUCUAAGGCCUCUUGUUCCAGGCCAUGUCCUGGUUAUGUCUCUUCGCGUGGUGCCCCUUCUGGCUGAUUUAUCUCAAGAAGAAUACACGGAUCUCUGGCUCACGGUGCGAGUGGUUCAGGACAUCUUGAAACAGCAUUAUACAUCCUGUCAAGCCUUCAAUGUGGCCGUGCAAGACGGCCGCGAUGCUGGACAAUCCGUGCCUCAUGUUCAUGUCCAUAUUCUGCCUCGAAAACCAGGAGACUAUGAAAGGAACGAUGAUAUCUAUGACGACAUUCAAAACUGGGCGCCACGGGAUGACUUGCAAGCAAAGGAAAAACCCAAACUCGAUGUGCCAGACGAUGCUGAUCGAAAGGAUCGAACCACAGAUCAAAUGGCGGAUGAAGCCAAAAUCUACAGGACAUUGCUAGCAUCCAAUAAGCUGUGACGGACCGCUACAAUAAUACAUGUACUUUAGAAAUAACGGCAUAAAAGCGACUAUUAAUGCUGCUGCUAGAUCUAACUCGCAGUGUUGGGGUUGGAGCGAUACUGGAAGUUUGUACG